AAGAUAACAAGAGUGUUAAAAGUUUGAAUCGAUUACGGAUCGGUAGCGGUACACAUACAAGGUAUAGUUGUUGAGUCUGUCAACGUCAUCUUACGAAUGUAUAAAUUAUAAAUCAACCGUUCGAUCCUUUGGUAAAUUUACUUUUUACCAAAGAUAUCUUGGCUGACUGCACGAGAAAAGAAUCCUCGUUCGAAAAUGUUAACGAAUUCGCAGCCUUCGCAAGAUGUCGCAAUCUUACAUCUUUCCACUUUGCCAAGCUGGUUUCCAGUGACGAAAUACUAGGCUCUUUUUCGUAAGCAAUUUGGUGGUCGAAUGAUUACGUAACGCUAUCUAUUCGUAUUCGCAGAAGGUCAAUGACCAGCUACGAGAACGAUACCGAACCGAUACGAACCUAUCCGAUCGAUUAGGGCCUCUCGGAGAUCGAGAAAGGUCGGUUACCUUUCGAAAGCCCACGCAUCAGUUUUCAGAGCAUUGUGCACGAAAAAGAAACUAUAUACUUGUAUGAUAGAUAAAAAAGAAAGAAAAUAAGAGCACUGCAGUCGACUGAAGACUAUAGAGCGUUAGACUCGAUUGAUUCGAGCGUAAAGUAAUGCAAAUGUACAGUCAGGGAUCGUUGGUUCGGCACUUUUAUCAAAUUGCACCGUUUCCUUUGUAUACGCGCAGUUUUGAUAGUUUGAUUAAAAAUGAAAAGCAAGUCAGCUAGUAUCAUAGGAUAUAGUAGGAUCGACAGUAAAAGGUUAAGUAAGAUUCCCUGCUGCUACGAGUCGAACGCGAAAUAUUCAUCGAGGCUUUCUUCCUCUCGACACACGAGUUGCGAAAGCGACCCAUUUGCGACAUUUCGGUAUCGCGGUCCUUCAACGUCCGACAAUGACCGAUUUCGCUCGAGAUCGAUCCGCAUCGCACACUUGCAGCCUCGACCAACUGAAAAGUUAUGGACGAAAAUUCAGAUCGAGGAAGGAUCGUGGACCGAGCAUCGCGAUCGGUUAGGGUCGCGCAGAACCGCACAAGAGUUGGAGUGGCCAAGCAGGAGGAAGAGGAAUUUAGUGCAAAUCGGAAGGAAGGGACGGAUCUGACGUGACGGUGUGGCGUGUAUCAGAGAUCGGAGGAAGGGCAGAGGAUAGUUGGCAGAUCAGAGACGAGAGACGAGAGACGAGAGCCGAGAGAGGAGAUAGGCCAGGGCAGGCGACAAACAAUAGACGACGCAUAACCCGGUGCUCUCGAUGGGGUCGUAGUUGCGCGUAUUUGUAAUGUAUCUGACGAUGAUAGGCCAGCACGGCAGGAAGAGAUCGUCGUAGGGGGAUCGCCAUAGCUAAUCGUACCACCCAAGGUGGCACAGAUUGAGAGCUCCAUCAGCACACAUCCUCUUCUGCCCGGGCAAAUACCAACCAGCGUCAAGCCGGGCCACAUAACGAUCGAGGGAGGAUCAUCUGCGAAUAGGCGGAGGCCAGCACGGUGGACGAUCAGCAGAUCAGCGGAACCAGCGGGAUCAGCGGGAUCAGGCACCGUCGAUCGAACCUCUCGACUUCUCCUCGUUUCGCGCAGCCCUCCCUUUCCCAUCAGGGGCGCGACACGUACCAGCCGCUUCCGGCUAACCGGAAGUGACGCUCUAUGCGAACGGCUGACCACCGUCUUUCCUCGUGAUACCAACACCACGUAAUCGCAGAGCCCACGCACGACACAGCCAUCAUGGAAGUCGCCACCGAACUGUCGCCACUAUCAGGGAGCGAUACACAAAGCAAAAUCACGAAACGAACGUCGUAUUACCCCCAGGAUCCGAACAAGAGGCCAAAGACCAGGCAGGAGAAGGUGCGAGCUUGUCUGAGGCACAACUCUCUGACUAUCCUGACCGUGAGCGGUGUGGUCGGUGGCGUUAUCCUCGGUAUCAUUCUGAGGAAUACGCGGACGCUGGGAUGGACGCCUCGCGAGAUCAUGUACAUCAAUUACAUCGGAGAUUUGUUUCUGAGAAUGCUCAAGAGCUUGAUCCUGCCCUUGAUCAUAUCCAGUUUAGUCUCUGCCAUUGGCUCUCUGGACCUCUCCCUCAGCGGCAGGAUCGGAGCUCGAGCUAUCGUCUAUUACAUGGUAACCACCGUCAGUGCCGUUGUAUUAGGUAUUAUUCUGGUAAUCACCAUCCAACCGGGUGUAGGAAACAACCCACACGUCAAAACGAAAGCACCUACGCAGAAUGUUUCCACCGUCGACACGUUGAUGGACUUGGUUAGGAACAUGUUUCCUCCGAAUCUGGUGGAAGCCUGUAUCUCUCAACACAGAACCGAGAUGCAGAAACCAGAAAACCUUACAUUAGCCGGCAAUCCAGACUACUGGGAGCCAAAACAGAACAGUGUCUCUGGAACCAACAUCAUGGGCCUGGUCGUUUUCGCGACAGCGCUAGGCAUCACUCUAGGCAAAAUGGAAGAACAGGGAAAGCCGCUGCUUUUCUUCUUCGAGUCCCUAUCAGGCGCUAUGAUGUUGAUAACUCAAUGGGUCAUUUGGCUGUCGCCAGUGGGUGUGCUCUUUCUGGUGGCCGCCAAAAUCACCGAGAUGCAGUCCCUGGACGAAGUCGUCGGACAGCUUGGAAUGUACUUUCUGACCGUCUUGUUUGGCCUUUGCAUACACGGUUUUCUAAUUUUGCCCAUGUUGUACUUUAUCAUAACGAAGAGAAAUCCGUACCUGUACAUAUCCAACAUGGCACAGGCGUUGGUAACCGCGUUCGGUACGUCCUCGAGUUCGGCCACACUUCCGAUCGCUAUAAAUUGCUUAGAAGAGGGAAACAACGUCGAUCCUCGGAUCACCAGAUUCGUCUUACCGAUAGGUGCUACCAUUAACAUGGAUGGCACCGCUUUGUACGAAGCCGUGGCUGCGAUUUUCAUCGCCCAAGUACGCCAAGUUAGCCUCAGCUUUGGUCAGCUGGUAGCAGUCAGCAUCACAGCAACUGCUGCAAGUAUCGGAGCAGCUGGAAUCCCGCAAGCAGGUCUGGUGACGAUGGUAAUGGUUCUGGAUACGGUUCGUCUCCCAGCUGACGAUGUUUUCCUGGUGAUCGCUGUCGACUGGUUGCUAGAUCGGUGCAGGACAACGGUGAACGUGGUAGGCGAUUCACUCGGUGCAGGAAUCGUGAAUUAUUUGAGUAGAAACGAGCUGGCUUCGUUGCCUCAUAACGGACAAACUCAAAACGGAGCAGACCAUCACACUACAACGUCUAUAUGAGAUUAGUAUCCGUAUCGAGCAUAACAAAUAACAAUCUCUUUGUUCUUUAACACUUUGCUCGUCGACUACUCGCACAUUCCCAUCAAAUUUCGAGAGAUU
Molecule: messenger RNA, 3300 nt
Organism: Hylaeus anthracinus
Lineage: Eukaryota; Metazoa; Arthropoda; Insecta; Hymenoptera; Colletidae
Product: excitatory amino acid transporter 1-like
Exons: 9
Coding region: 1687-3201 (504 amino acids)
Biological process (GO): L-glutamate transmembrane transport
Cellular component (GO): plasma membrane
Molecular function (GO): neutral L-amino acid transmembrane transporter activity; glutamate:sodium symporter activity; L-glutamate transmembrane transporter activity
Source: RefSeq, a predicted model, not a curated record